UGAUAACCUGGAAUAAUAACAGUUGAAAUAAUGAAAAGGUCAAUGACACUGACAAUAUUUCACUCAGAAAGAAUCAUCCUUAGAAACCGUCAACCUCCUCCAAAAGGUAACCACAUCCCUCAGAUAUCACCGUGGGAUUCCACUGCUACAAAAAAGAACAGAAGUUAGAAGUCUCAUGUUUUUCAGAUGGCUGGUAGUGUUUUUAGGCAUUGCAAAUGUGGGGUGUUGUCUUUCUUGGUAUAAAGCAGGGAUAUCCAAUCUUUUGACUUCCCUGCCUAUAUUAAAAGAAGCAAAGUUGUCUUGAGCCACACAUAACAUACACUAACACUAACAACAGCUGAUGAUCUAAAAAAAAACUUUUUUUUUUUUUUUUUGGAGACAGAGUUCCGCUCCACUCAGUCGCCCAGGCUGGAGUGCAGUGGUGCAAUCUCGGCUCACUGCAACCUCCAGCUCCUGGGCUCAAGCCAUUCUCCUCCCUCAGCCUCCCGAGUAGCUGAGAUUACAGGUCUCUGCCACCAUGCCCAACUAAUUUUUGUAUUUUUAGUAGAGAUGAGGUUUCACCAUGUUGGCCAGUCUGGCCUUGAACUCCUGACAGGCGAUCUGCCUGCCUCGGCCUCCCAAAGUGCUGGGAUUACAGGUGUGAGCCACCGUGCCCAGCCAUUUUUUUUUGUUUUUGUUUUUGUUUGGUGUUUUGUUUUUGAGAUGGGGUCUCACUCUGUCACCCAGGCUGCAGUGCAGUGGCGUGCUCUCGGCUCACUGCAACCUCUGCCUCUCAGGUUCAAGUGAUUCUCCUGCCUCAGCCUCCUGAGUAGCUGGGAGUACAGGUGCCUGACAAUGCACUCAGCAAUUUUUGUAUUUUUUGUGGAGAUGGGGUUUUGCCAUGUUGGCCAGGGUGGUCUCGAACUCCUGACCUCAGGUAAUCUGCCCGCCUCAGCCUCCCAAAGUGCUGGGAUUACAGGCAUGAGCCACUGUACCUGGCCAAAAUCUCCUAAUGUUUUAAGAAAGUUUACAAAUUUGUGUUGAACUGCAUUCAAAACUGUCCUGGGCCACAUGCAGCCCGUCACUCAUGGGUAAGACCAGCUAAGUAUAAAGAAUUAUCUUUUCUUUUUGUUUGGAGACAAAGUCUUGCUCUGUCACCCAGGCUAGAUUGCAGUGACAUGAUCUCAGCUCACUGCAACCUCCGCCUCCCGGGUUCAAGCGAUUCUCCUGCCUCAGCUACUGAGUAACUGGGAUUACAGGCACCUGCCACCGCACUCGGCUAAUUUUUGUAUUUUUAGUAGAAACAGGGUUUCACCAUCUUGGCCAGGCUGGUCUCCAACUCCUGACCUCAUGAUCCACCUGCCUCGGCCUCCCAAAGUGCUGGGAAUACAGGUGUGAGCCACUGCACCUGGCCAGUAGUUAUCUUUGCUUUAAAGUUAUUUACUUGUUUUUUAAAUUGAUGUAUAACAUUGGAUGCAUUUAUUAUAUAUCACAUGGUAAAAGAAUCCCUGUAAAUAAUACUUCUCUCUUGGAUUAUAUGAAUCUUUGUCAUUUAAAGCUCAGCAUAAGUAAAAAAAAAAAAAUACAAUGAAGAGAUUACUUCAUUCACAAAUAAGUAUCAAAUUUUAGUGCUUAAAAAUUAAUGACGUGGGCCGGGCGUGGUGGCUCACGCCUGCAAUCCCAGCACUUUGGGAAGCCAAGGUGGGUGGACCACGAGAUCAGGAGAUUGAGACCAUCCUAGCUAACACGGUGAAACCCAUCUCUACUAAAAUUACAAAAAAUUAGCAGGGCAUGGUGGCAUGCGCCUAUAGUUCCAGCUACUUGGGAGGCUGAGGCAGAAGAAUCACUUGAACCCGGGAGGCAGAUGUUGCAGUGAGCCGAGAUCGCACCACUGCACUUCAGCCUGGGUGACAGAGCGAGACUCUGUCUCAAAAAAAAAAAAAAAAAAAAAAAAAUUACCAAGGUGGAGAUCAUGAAAAUGGCAUGAAUAGUGUGGGAUUUCUCUAAGACUGUUGAUAUUAAUUCCAUUAGACUCUUAUGUGAGUGAAGACGAAGACUUGCCCUGAGUAAGUUCAGACAGCUUGUGAUAACAUUUCUACAUCGAUUCCUCAGGAUUUAACUAUAUAUUCUUGAAAACAUCUCAAUUUUCAAUGUUUCUUUCAAGAUGGUGAAUUAAACAGAGAUAGCCCUUCAACAGGUUGAACUCAGCAUAUGCUGAGUCUGAAAUGGAAAUGAUGGAGUUAGAGAACCACACAACAAUGGUAAUGAUUUCAGAAACAUGGUGUUGAGCAGAACAAAGCAGACACAAAAGAGUACCUAUGGCAUGGCAUGCAUCUGUAUACGCGAAAUUCCAGAAUAAGCAAGCUAACCUAUGAUAAGAAAGAGACUGGCCGGGAAGAGUGAGAGUUCACUUUCUGGGGUGACAUAAUAGUGUAGAUCUUGGCUGCGCACGGUGGUUCAUGCCUGUAAUCCCAACGCUUUGGGAGGCCGAGGCGGGCCGAUCACCUGAGGUCGGGAGUUCAAAACCAGCCUGACCAACAUGGAGAAACCCUAUCUCUACUAAAAAUACAAAAUUAGCUGGGAGUGGUGGCACAUGUCUGUAAUCCCAGCCACUCGGGAGGCUGAGGCAGGAGAAUCGCUCGAACCUGGGAAGCAGAGGUUGCGGUGAGCUGAUAUUGCCCCAUUGCACUCCAGCCUGGGCAACAAGGGAGAAACUGUCUCAAAAAAAAAAAUAAAUAAAUAAAAUAAUGUAGAUCUUGAAAGGGGGUUGGUUUAUGCUGGUGUAUGUACUUUCCAAAGUUAGUAAACUUACACUUAAGGUUAUAUAUUUUGGCCAGGCGCGGUGGUUCACGCCUGUAAUCCCAGCACUGGGAGGCCGAGGCAGGCAGAUCACGAGGUCAAGAGAUGGAGACCAUCCUGGCAAACAUAGUGAAACCCCGUCUCUACUAAAAAUACAAAAAUUAGCCAGGCGUGGUGGUCUACUAAAAAUACAAAAAUUAGCCAGGCGUUGUAAUCUGAGCUACUCAGGAGGCUGAAGCAGGACAAUUGCUUGAACCCCGGAAGCGGAGGUUGCAGUGAGCCGAGAUCUUGCCACUGCACUGCAGCCUGGGCGACAGAGUGAGACUCUGUCUAAAAAAAAAAAAAAAAAAAAGUCAUCAAACCAGAUGACACAAAUCAAAUGACAUUUCACUUUGUUUUGGUCCAUUUUGUUUGUUAGAGACAAGAGUGCAGCGGGGCCAUCUCGGGUCACUGCAACGUCCAGCUCCUGGGCCCAAGCGAUCCUCCCACCUCAGCCUCUCCAGUAACUGGGAUAACAGAGUCUCGCUCUGUCGCACAGUCUGGAGUGCAAUGGCGUGAUCUCGGCCCACUAAAACCUCCACCUCCUGAAUCUCAGCAAUUCUCCUGUCUCAGCCUCCUGAGUAGCUGGGACUACAGGCUCACACCACCAUGCCCGGCUAAUUUUUGUAUUUUUAGUAGGGACGAGGUUUUGCCAUAUUGGUCAGGCUGGUCUCGAAGUCCUGGCCUCUGGUGAUCCACCAGCCUCAGCCUCCCAAAAUGCUGGGAUUACAGGCAUGAGUCACCAUGCCCAGCCUAAACUUGGCAAGAUAAUAAAUAACCUUUUUAAGUGUCGUUGGGCACCUGUCUGGUUGUUUUUCUUUAGGUUACCAUGCCAGCAAUGAUUCCUUUUGAGUUUCUGACAGAAGAUAGUGGUUUUCAUCCAAAUAAGUCAACUACCCUACCCCAUCCCUAAGCCACUUGUAUGGAAAGAAAAAGAGGAAGAAGCCAGUACUGUGACUGUGUAAGCUUCCCCCAGCAUCACCCGCUAUGAGAUGUGUGGCAGCUGAGACCCGGGAACUGCUCAAGGGCACCAGGCCCCAUCUGUCUGCACUCACUCACCUUCCUCAGGCUGGAGUGCAGUGGCGUGGUCACUGUUGACUGCAGCCUCAAAUUCCUGGGCUCAAGAAAUCCUCCCAUCUCAGCCUCCCAAGUAGAACCUGAAGAUUGGACCUUCUGAGAACAUCAGAGAAAGAAUGUCCUUGCCAUCCACAAUACAGCAAAACUUCAGGACCUUGAACUUUGGGUUCAUAAUCUCACAAGAGGGAAGUUUUUCGCCAGAAAAAGAUGGCAUCCUUGAUGUGAACAGCUUUUCCCAAGAUCACAGAUCAAGACUUCUAGUUUUUUUUUUUUGAGACAGAGUCUUUUUUUUUUUUUUUUUUUUUUUUUUGAGACAUAGUCUCGGUCUUGUUGCUCAGGUUGGAGUGGAAUAGCGCGAUCUUGGCUCACUGCAACCUCCGCCUCCUGGGUUCAAGUAAUUCUCCUGACUCAGCCUCCAGAGUAGCUGGGAUUACAGGCGUCCACCACCAUGCCCGGCUAAUUUUUUUGUAUUUUUAGUGGAGACAGGGUUUCACCAUGUUGGCCAGGCUGGUCUCGAACUCCUGACCUCAGGUGAUCCGCCUACCUCGGCCUCCCAAAGCGCUGGGAUUACAGGCAUCAGUCACCGUGCCCGGCCUUGUGAUAGUGUCUUACUCUGGCACCCAGGCUGGAGUGCAGUGGUGCAAUCUUGGUUCACUGCAACCUUUGCCUCCCAGAUUCAAGCGAUUCUUGUACAUCAGCCUCCCGAGCCGCUGAGACUACAGGCACGUGCCACCAUGCCUGGUUAAUUUUGUGUGUGUGUGUGUGUGUGUUUGUGUGUGAUGGAGUUUUGCUCUUGUUGCCCAGGCUGGAGUGCAGUGGUGCGAUCUUCGCUCACUGCAACGUCUGCCUCCCGGGUUCAAGCGAUUCUCCUGCCUCGGGCUCCUGAGUAGUUGGGAUUAUAGGCGCUCAACACCAUACCCGGGGAAUUUUUUGUAUUUUUAGUACAGACGGGGUUUCAUCAUGUUGGCCAGGCUGGUCUCCAACUCCUGACCUCAGGUGAUCCACCCGCCUCAGUGUCCCAAAGUGCUGGGAUUACAGGCGUGAGCCCUGUGCCCAGCCUCAGUGUCUCUCUCUCUCUCGACUAGAGAGACUGACCAGGGACAAUCAACUCUCUCCAGACUGACAGAGAGAGAGACAGAGAGAGCGAGAAAGAGACAGAGUCUGGCUCUCACCCAGGCUGGAGUGCAGUGGUGUGAUCUUGGCUCGCUGCAACUUCUGCCUUCCGUGUUCAAGCGAUUCCUGUGCCUCAGCCUCCCAAGUAGCUGGGAUUAUAGGUCCGCACCACCACGCCCUGCUAAUUUUUGUGUUUUUAGUAGACACAGCCUCACCAUGUUGGCCAGGCUGGUUUUGAACUCCUGACCUCAGGUGAUCCGCCAGCCUCGGCCUUCCAAAGUGCUGGGAUUACAGGCGUGAGUCACCGCGCCCGGCCAAAUAAAAUAAAAUGUUAAAGCAAAUUCAGGACUACCCCUCCUCCAAGUCUUCUGUCCCCUUUGGGCGCCCAGGUGAGCGGGGGAGGGGCUGGGGGAAUAAUAACAUCAAAAGAGCGCCUUUUCCUCCCUUAUUCCGAGGAGACUUCCCUGGUCCUGACUCCCGGUCCUGUCCCCAGUGCCCCGCGGCCUCUCGAGCCCCUUCAGUGACCAAGAUACAGAGAUCAGGACGCCUUUGCGCCGCCCCAAGUGCCCGCCCCUAGCUCGCUCUGCUUGGGCCGCGAGGGAAGGUGAGGUCGGGGGCGGAGCCGGGGCGUGACAGCCGGGGUGUGUGUCCGCCGGCCUUGGUGCCUCCGGUGGCCCUGCAGCACCGUCCCACCUCUGCCACCCUCCGAUGGGGCCGCUACCUGUGUGCCUGCCAAUCAUGCUGCUCCUGCUACUGCCGUCGCUGCUGCUGCUGCUGCUUCGACCUGGCCCCGGGUCCGGCGAGGACUCCAGGACAUUACGUGUGCACCGGCGUGGGAUCCUGGAACUGGCAGGAACUGUGGGUUGUGUUGGUCCCCGAACCCCCAUCGCCUAUAUGAAAUAUGGUUGCUUUUGUGGCUUGGGAGGCCAUGGCCAGCCCCGCGAUGCCAUUGACUGGUGCUGCCAUGGCCACGACUGUUGUUACACUCGAGCUGAGGAGGCCGGCUGCAGCCCCAAGACAGAGCGCUACUCCUGGCAGUGCGUCAAUCAGAGCGUCCUGUGCGGACCGGCAGAGAACAAAUGCCAAGAACUGUUGUGCAAGUGUGACCAGGAGAUUGCUAACUGCUUAGCCCAAACUGAGUACAACUUAAAGUACCUCUUCUACCCCCAGUUCCUAUGUGAGCCGGACUCGCCCAAGUGUGACUGACUACCUUGACUUGAAAUGCUCUUUUGCACAAGGAAAUAAACCGUCCUCUCAGUAAUGAACAACAGCAUUCAGUUAUUUGCAGAAGGGAACCGAAGCCAAGUGAUAAAGCCACAACCUUGUGUUUGCUUUCUCUCCCAAUCCCAGAACUCAGGACUGGAGCCCAUGUGGUUUGCAAUUAAAGGCCAAAAGUCCUGCACCUAUUUUAUAAAACUAUGACUGUGUUUAUCACU
Messenger RNA from Gorilla gorilla gorilla (western lowland gorilla), 6443 nucleotides. Its product is annotated as group 10 secretory phospholipase A2. The coding region runs from base 5716 to 6213 and encodes 165 amino acids. Gene Ontology annotation, molecular function: phospholipid binding; calcium ion binding. The transcript has 7 exons. Lineage: Eukaryota; Metazoa; Chordata; Mammalia; Primates; Hominidae. Gene Ontology annotation, biological process: arachidonate secretion; phospholipid metabolic process; lipid catabolic process. The record is from RefSeq and is a predicted model, not a curated record.